Molecule: messenger RNA, 525 nt
Organism: Lentinula edodes (shiitake mushroom)
Lineage: Eukaryota; Fungi; Basidiomycota; Agaricomycetes; Agaricales; Omphalotaceae
Exons: 1
Coding region: 1-525 (174 amino acids)
Source: RefSeq, a predicted model, not a curated record
AUGCCCACCACCUCAAGUACACAACAAUCACAACAACCAAAGCAACUUCCUUUCAAACUCACCAACCGAAAGCCCAAGAAGGGAUGCAAACUCGAUCCGAAUCCACUACGACCAAAUGUACAAGCUGCCAAUCACAUCCAUGCAUGGAACACACCAUUUUCAAUACAGAAGAGACUCGAGGAAGCAUCCUCUCUACCAGCAAAAGUUAUCAAAUUAGGCGAUGCAAUCAUGGCAAAAGGCACCGUAAAAACAACAAAGGAAGUCUACGCUGUGGGCCUACUCUGCUACAACCAAUUUGGAGAUUUGAUGGGCAUUAGCGAGAGCGACCGCAUGCCAGCAUCAGACAGACUUAUUAUCGGUUUCAUUGGACACUAUGCAGGAAAAGUAUCUGGAAAAUCAAUCUCAAAUUGGCUAUCUGGCAUUAGACUUUGGCAUGAGACAAUGGGAGCCCCUUGGCCAGCAGAUUCACGCAGAAUCCGACAAGCUAGAUGGGGAGCUAACGUCGAAGGCUCUCAUCACAAAUGA